Messenger RNA from Venturia canescens, 1344 nucleotides. Its product is annotated as guided entry of tail-anchored proteins factor CAMLG-like. The transcript is spliced from 4 exons. Gene Ontology annotation, biological process: tail-anchored membrane protein insertion into ER membrane. Gene Ontology annotation, cellular component: GET complex. The record is from RefSeq and is a predicted model, not a curated record. NCBI's taxonomy places the organism in Eukaryota, Metazoa, Arthropoda, Insecta, Hymenoptera, Ichneumonidae. Bases 180 to 1106 code for a protein of 308 amino acids.
AUUACCCUUCAAAUUUUUAUCUCCACGUGUACUAUUCGUAUAUCCAAUCCUCAAUUUUCCCGCCACAGAAAUUUAUUAUUGUGAUAUAAGUGAUUAGUCAUAAUUGUCAUUCCAUGUUCUGAGUCGAGAAAACAUUUCGAGUUUACAGAGUUUAUUAGUAGAAAUAUAAUUGAACAGUCAUGGCCGAUGCAGCGGCCAAAAGGGAAGCCCGAAGACGAAGAAUUCUCGAAAAUUCAGAAUAUCGAUUACAAAAAAUCACAGGUCAUGCCAAUCACAAAGAAUUUCCAGCAGAAGAAGUAAACAGAAAAGUCAUCGAGACUGAAUCAACCUCUUCGAAUUCAAGUUCGAACGGAAUUUUGAGCAGCGAACAAAUGCUGCAAAAUCAAUCGUUCGAUUCUCUAAUUGAUGAUUUUAAUACAAGUUUAGACAACGAUGAACCCAUCAAAUUCGACCAAAUGUAUUCAGCGACGCAAGAGCUUUUGAAUCAUGUCCUCUCUGGACAAAAUAUUCAUCAUCGACGCUCUACGGAAGUGACUUACAGCCCCAACAACUAUGCCAACGCAGAAUCAUUCAAUUUCAAUAAUUCCAACAACAUCAGAUUCUCUCAGGAAAAGAACGAGUCUCAUCCAUUGCUUAAUCACGUGGAAAGAGAUAUUCCUGCAACCAGUAAUUCAACCCUUGAAAAACCAUCAUUUCUCAUAAGCGCCUUGUCAAGCCGACUGGUAUACGUCAUACUUGCAGUUGUUGUAAAUAUUAUGAUAGUUCUGAAACUGGAGCAUUUAUUUGGAGCGAGUGUAAUGGUUCCAUUUUUGGCAGUGGUGAUUGGACGUUUGUGUACGUCAAAAACCGACGAGGCAACUCAAGGCAACAAUAUGUUGGUAGCUGCCCUCAUACUAUCAAAUUGCAGGCCUGAUUUCGUAAAAGUUAUUCAAAGACUCAAGGGUAUAUUGUCGAUCAUCGGAAAAGUGUUUCGGGACCUGGCUAUAUACAUUUUCACUUUUGUAAUAUUAUACACGGUGAUUUCACCGUACAGAAGCAGUCCCGAUGACAUAUUGCCUAUUGAAAAAAACGCGGAAACAAUAUUCGAGAAUGACAUGACAAUGUAAAUUACAGAGGACGAUAAUCAAGUUACACAAAAAUCAAUUGAUUUCUUAUAUUUUUCUUCAACUUAUCCGUGCUUCUAAAUUAUUUUUCUUCGAUCAAGGACGGACACCCGUACACUUGUAAAUACGUCCCAUUAAUAGUGUCAAGAAAAUCACACGCAUUUCGCCGAUCUCGACGUUAUUCGUUGCCUUCUGAGUGUAAUAUCAAUUUGAAUAAUAAACAAUCAGCCUUUUCACAUCA